Cuscuta campestris is the source of this 1300-nucleotide messenger RNA. NCBI's taxonomy places the organism in Eukaryota, Viridiplantae, Streptophyta, Magnoliopsida, Solanales, Convolvulaceae. The record is from the annotation of a GenBank genome assembly.
AAAAUAAAAACUAGUUCAGCAUAAAUAAGAAGAUCAUCAACCAUAAAAACAACUCCAUCGGCAGAAAUUAAACGAAAAAACCUUAGCGUAAAACAACAAUUCCGCUACCAUUAAACGAACCGACGACAUUCUUCCAUAGUUCCGUGUACUGCGAACUUGCCCUACUAUGACUCUAUGAGUCUAUGAUACGUAGUAGUUUCAUAGUUACGAGUAUUUUUAAACCAGGAGGAAUGGAGAAGUGAGAGUUCCAAUAGAAACAUGUUCUAGUUAAUGCAGAAUAUGAAGAAGUUGAAGGGGCCCUUAAGGAAGCUUCAUAGUGCAAAAUAUAAUAGGAUACAUAUGCAGAUGGAAGAAGCCAGAGAGAAAUUGACAAAGUUCCAGCAAGAGCUACAACACACCCAAAUGACUAAGGAGCUGUGUGAAGAGGAAAAGGAAUUAAGGGAUAAAUUAUAUAAGGUACUCAGAGCUUCAUAUAGCAUGAAGUGUCAAAGUAAACAGGAAUCGAUCACUGAAGGAGAUAAAGGCUCUAAACUGUUUUAUGCAUGGAUCAAGAAAAGAACUGCUCUAAAUUAUAUAGUGGAGAUCCAGAAUGAGGAGGGAGUUAUGGUAGAAGGAACAGAUGACAUUGCAAAUAUUUUUGUGAAAUAUUACACCCAGAUUCUGGGAACAAAGAAUCAAACAAAUGGGAUUGAUGCUAGAAUAGCUAAGGCUGGAGGAACACUAACUUUGGAGCAACAAAUGAAACUGAUCAGACCCUUUAGUGUGCAACAAGUUAAGGAAGCUGUUUUCUCAAUUCCUAAGUAUAAAAGCCCAGAGCCUGAUGGAUAUGGGAGUGAGUUUUUUCAAGGAAGAUGGAAAGAGGUAGGGGAGCUAACAACCAAAGCAAUUCUGGAUUUCUUUAGGCAAUGCGGGAGGGCGGUUGGGGGGUGCAGUUUCACGGCCACGAGACAACGCUCAGACUUGGAUCUUGAACCCUAGCAACCGGCCAACUCUCCGAUAGAGCUAAGGAAGGGCAACCGCGAUGUUAAAGAGGAGCAGCGGCCGACUUUGGUUUCUAGAAGCGAUGCAGCGAGCUAGACGGAGUACAACGAAUUCCUUUGGCAAUUGAACGGCAAAUUCAGCACCAAAUCAAAUCAAUUCUAGUUUCCAGUGGUUAGUUUUUGACAUAAGCUUCAAAUCCAUGUUGUUCUUCAACAAUUCCAUUGUAGUUUAGGCUCGAUUUUAUUUAUACUGUUGAUUUCAGUAUCAUUGUGUGCAUCGUUACUGUUUGGACAUAUUUAAAUUAAGUUAUGACUUAGUU